AUGGAAGUUAUAACAGAAAAACCAAAAGUACAAUUUAACUUUUAUGAUGAACAGAACAAUAGCUAUAAUAAUAGUACUGACUAUCCAGAAUUCUCUAAGGAUAGUAAUAUAGAUUAUCAGCCUUAUGUUUAUACAAAUAGAAAAUUUCCUUUAGAUAAAAAUAGUGAACAAAGAAGAAAAGAAUCUCCUAGUAGAAAACCAGGUUUAUGUGUCGAUGAAAUAUGUACAUGUGGAUUUCAUAGAUGCCCUCGAAUUAUAAAAUCGAUACCUUUUGAAGGAGAAAGUAAUUAUCGAAGCGAAUUUGGACCCAAAGCUUUGCCUGAAUUGCCCCCUCAAAUUUAUAUGAAACCACCAAAAUCAUUGCCUUUUGAGGGAGAGACUAAUUACAGAAGCGAAUUUGGUCCCAAGCCUUUACCUGAAUUGCCACCUCAGAUUUAUAUGAAACCACCAAAAUCAUUGCCUUUUGAGGGAGAGACUAAUUACAGAAGUGAAUUUGGGCCCAAGCCUUUGCCUGAAUUGCCACCUCAGAUUUAUAUGAAACCACCAAAACAAUUGCCUUUUGAAGGAGAAAGCAAUUAUAGAAGCGAUUAUGGACCUAAACCUUUACCAGAAUUACCCCCUAGAAUUGAGAUGAAACUUCCAAAAUCGUUACCCUUCGAAGGUGAGAGUAAUUAUCGAAGCGAAUUCGGGCCCAAACCUUUGCCUGAAUUACCACCGAAAAUAUAUAUGCAGCCCCCAAAACCAUUACCCUUUGAGGGUGAAAGUAAUUACAGGAGUGAGUUUGGUCCUAAACCAUUACCUGAAUUACCACCAAGACAUGAAACUAAAUUAGUUAAACAGUUGCCAUUUGAAGGAGAAAGUAGUUAUAGAACAGAAUAUAUACGAAAGGUUCUUCCUGUUUGUCCAGUGGAUUUAUUACCUAAAUAUCCUACACCUACAUAUCCAUCUCAACAUGUAUUUUGGGAUAGAGAAACAAAAAAGUGGUACUAA
Messenger RNA from Plasmodium reichenowi, 990 nucleotides. Its product is annotated as subpellicular microtubule protein 1, putative. Gene Ontology annotation, molecular function: microtubule binding. The transcript has a single exon. Gene Ontology annotation, cellular component: cytoskeleton. NCBI's taxonomy places the organism in Eukaryota, Apicomplexa, Aconoidasida, Haemosporida, Plasmodiidae. Gene Ontology annotation, biological process: microtubule anchoring. The coding region runs from base 1 to 990 and encodes 329 amino acids. The record is from RefSeq and is a predicted model, not a curated record.